CUUCAACCUCAUUGCCUAGGCCCCCCAAAUAGCUUUGCUUCGCCACAUACUUUCUCUUUCUCUCACUUCCUCAAACACUCCCUCCGCAAUGUCUGCACCACCAGUGGAUUACUACGCGGCUCUCGAGAUUGACUCUAAAGCAACCCAACAGCAGAUCCGCGAUGCAUACAAAAAGGCAGCACUAAAACACCACCCCGACCGCGUCCCCUCAGACUCACCCGAACGUUCUUCCCGAACCAAAAAGUUCCAACAAAUAAACGACGCCUAUUACACACUCUCGGACCUAACUCGCCGUCACGACUACGAUGCCACUCGCAAUUUCCAUUCCUUCCCUGGCUCCACUAACGAUUCAACGGAUGAAUUCGAAUAUGAAGAAGAAAUCCCCCGAGCCCCACCAGGAGGCUUCCCUUGGUCCGCAUUCGGCUUCGGUUCUGCACCCGCUGGCAACACAGAGGACAGCCACAACCGCUUCUCGAACGAGCAGUUUGGUGGCGUAUUCGAGGAAAUGCUGAGAGAGGAGGGUAUGGCGGAAGGUGAUCGCGCAACGCCCACCGGCAAGUUCUGGGGUAUUGUGGGCGGACUGAGUGGUGGGGCUAUGGGGUUCAUUGUCGCCAAUUUCCCGGGGAUGGUUGCUGGUGCGGUGGCAGGGAAUAGAUUAGGGGCCGUAAGAGACGCGAAGGGCAAGAGUGUCUAUGCGGUGUUCAGCGAAUUACCGCAGGCAGAUAAGGCAAGGCUGUUGAGCGAUCUUGCUGCGAAGGUGUUUGCGCAUGCGGUUGGAUCAUAGACUUGAAGCUACAAGGAAGGGGUUCAGAAGGAUACAUACAUGAAAGUUACUGGUUCCUCGGCGCUAAGAAAGACUGCGGAAUUUUUGACUUGGGUUUCGGACAGCAAGCAGGAGUAAUGGUUGGAUGGCUAGCUGCGAUGGUCUUUGGAAAAGAUAUUCUCCUGUUUGUUUAUUGGAUUCUAAAUUGGAUGCUAUAGUAUAG
Messenger RNA from Lindgomyces ingoldianus, 986 nucleotides. Its product is annotated as DnaJ-domain-containing protein. Bases 89 to 784 code for a protein of 231 amino acids. The record is from RefSeq and is a predicted model, not a curated record. Lineage: Eukaryota; Fungi; Ascomycota; Dothideomycetes; Pleosporales; Lindgomycetaceae. The transcript has 4 exons.